Erinaceus europaeus (western European hedgehog) is the source of this 2751-nucleotide messenger RNA. RefSeq names its product adhesion G protein-coupled receptor E5 (gene ADGRE5). The record is from RefSeq and is a predicted model, not a curated record. Bases 103 to 2616 code for a protein of 837 amino acids. The transcript has 20 exons. Gene Ontology annotation, molecular function: G protein-coupled receptor activity; calcium ion binding. NCBI's taxonomy places the organism in Eukaryota, Metazoa, Chordata, Mammalia, Eulipotyphla, Erinaceidae. Gene Ontology annotation, biological process: adenylate cyclase-activating G protein-coupled receptor signaling pathway; cell surface receptor signaling pathway. Gene Ontology annotation, cellular component: membrane.
CGGGAGAGUCACCCCCCCUUUCUUUCAUAAUUGUGCUGGCACCCGCCCGGGGACAUACACACACGGUCACAGCUGCCCUGGGCCCGGCCGCCUUGGCCCGCCAUGGACGCCCUGCUGUGCCCCACCUGCCGCGGCCCCCCUUUCUUCCUCGCCCUGUGGAUCUUUCUGAGUCUGUCAGAAGCUGGGGCCCAGGCCAAGGACUGUCCGGUGUGGUGUCCUCAGAACUCCCACUGUGUCAACACCUCCUGUCGCUGCCUGCCGGGCUUCCAGUCCUUUUCUGGGCAGAUUGACCUCAAUUUACCUAAUGACAACUGUGACGACAUCAAUGAGUGUAGACCCUCCCAGCCAGACUUGUGUGGGGCAAAUGCAGACUGUGAGAACACGGACGGGGGCUUCCAGUGCGUAUGCAUCCCCGGGUUCGAGCUGGAAUCCGGGGGGACGACGUUCAGGAACAAGAGCGAGAACACCUGUCAAGAUGUGGAGGAAUGCAAGAAGAACCCCGGAAUCUGUAAGAACCGCAAGAUCUGUGUCAACACCCACGGGAGCUAUGUCUGCAGGUGUCAGCCUGGCUUUGAACCUGAACCCGGGGACCCGAAGAGCUGCAAAGAUGUGGACGAAUGUAAAUCUGGGCGCCGCCCCUGCCACCCCUCCACCCACUGCCUCAACAAAGUGGGGGGGUUCGAGUGCCGCUGCCGCCCCGGCUGGAAGCCGGCACCUGGGUCCCCCGAAGGCCCCAACACCACCAUGUGCGAAGACCUGGACGAGUGCAGCUCAGGGCGGCACCAGUGUGACAACUCCACCAUCUGUCUCAACGCUCAGGGCUCCUACCGCUGCACCUGCCGUCCGGGCUGGACCCUCAAACCCGGGUUCCAGAACAACAGGACUGACACCGUCUGUGAAGAGGUCACCUUUCCAGCCUGGACCCCGCCCCCUGGGAUCAAGAGCCAGAAUCUCUCCCGCUUCUUUGAGAAAGUCCAGGAUCUGAGCAGAAAUUUCCAGCCGUCCAAGGUCCAGGGCAUCAUGAAGAAACUCAUCGGGGCGGUGGACGAGCUUCUGAGAGACUCCGGGGACCUGGAGGGCCUGCCCAAGGUGGACCGCUACCGUGUGGCCACCUUCCUGCUGUCCGGCCUGGAAUCCGCUCUGCGGGACCUGGCGACAGCCAUGCCUACAGGAAGCCUCACCUACCUGUCUCCUUCCCAGACAGAGCUGUCCUUGAAAAUCCAGGAGCCGAGAUCCGGCAACGUCACGCUAAGCCACAGCCACGCACAAAUGCUCCUGGACUGGACCGUGGCGUCUGCAGCUGGGGACUCGAAGCCCGCGGUGGCCGGCCUGUUGUCCAGCCGGGGCAUGCACAGGUUGGUGAAGGGCGCUGAGCUACAGCUGGACCGCCGGAAGUUAGCGGACCUUCAGGAGACCCACCGGAGUCCCGUGCGGGGCGUGGACGAGAUCAAGCUGCUCUCUGCCGUCAACUCUGUCUUUCUGAGCAACCGGGACACACGGGAACUCGCCACGCCCGUCCUCUUCGCCUUCGCCCAUGACAGGGACGCGCCCGGGACGCGGCAGGAGCGGCUGUGCGCCUUCUGGAAGGCGGACCCCGACAGGGGCGGCGGCUGGGCCACCGAGGGCUGCGAGACGCUGGGCGGCAGCGACAGUAGCACCACCUGCAGGUGUCAUCACCUGAGCAGCUUCGCCGUGCUCAUGGCGCACUACGACGUGCAGGACCCGCAGCUGGCGCUCAUCACCAAGGUGGGGCUGGGGCUGUCGCUCGUCUGCCUGUUGCUGUGCAUCCUGACCUUCCUGCUGGUGCGGCCCAUCCAGGGCUCCCGCACCACCGUGCACCUGCACCUCUGCCUCUGCCUCUUCGUGGGCUCCGCCGUCUUCCUGGCGGGCGUGGAGAAUGACGGCCGCGGCCAGGUGGGGACGCGCUGCCGCGUGGUGGCCGGGCUGCUGCAUUACUGCUUCCUGGCCGCCUUCUGCUGGAUGAGCCUGGAGGGGCUGGAGCUGUACUUCCUGGUGGUCCGCGUGUUCCGCGGCCAGGGGCUGGCCAAGCACUGGCUGCUGCUGCUGGGCUACGGCGUGCCGCUGUUCGUCGUGGGCGUCACGGCCUCCGUGAGCCGCGGCGAGGCCUACGGCCGCUCGGACUGCUGCUGGCUGAACCUGGAGGACGGCUACCUCUGGAGUUUCGUGGGCCCCGUGACGGCCAUCGUGCUGGGCAACGCCGUCAUCUUCGUGGUCACCGUGUGGAAGCUGGCGCAGAAGUUCUCGGAGAUCAACCCCGACAUGAAGAAGCUCAAGAAGGCCCGGGCGCUGACCGUCACGGCCGUGGCGCAGCUGGUGGUGCUGGGCUGCACCUGGGGCUUCGGCCUCUUCCUGUUCGAGCCCGAGAGCUGGCACAGCCGCCUGCUGGCCUGCGCCUUCACGCUGCUCAACUGUCUGCAGGGCCUUUUCCUCUUCCUGCUGCACUGCGCGCUCAACAGGAAGGUGCGGGAGGAGUACCGCAGGUGGGCGUGCCGCCUGGUGGGCACCAAGUACUCGGAGUUCGCCACGUCCACCACCGGCUCCAGCCAGAACCAGACUCAGACGCGGGUCCACAGGCCCUCCGAGUCCGGCAUGUGAAGGCCGCUGCGCUUCUGCACCACCUCCCGCCUCGCACCCUCGUCACCUGCCAAGUUGGGGGCCCCUGGGCCGGGCCUGCAGGGGAGAGGAGCGGCCACAGACCUGCCCACGGCUGCUCCCGCCUGAAGAUAGGGG